Messenger RNA from Planococcus citri (citrus mealybug), 3155 nucleotides. RefSeq names its product regulator of nonsense transcripts 1-like. Bases 204 to 2891 code for a protein of 895 amino acids. Gene Ontology annotation, cellular component: cytoplasm. NCBI's taxonomy places the organism in Eukaryota, Metazoa, Arthropoda, Insecta, Hemiptera, Pseudococcidae. Gene Ontology annotation, biological process: nuclear-transcribed mRNA catabolic process, nonsense-mediated decay. Gene Ontology annotation, molecular function: hydrolase activity; RNA helicase activity; DNA binding. The record is from RefSeq and is a predicted model, not a curated record. The transcript is spliced from 16 exons.
GUGUUGCAUUCUUGAAUCAUGAUAAUAUUAGUUGGUUGUAUCACUUGUACGGUCGAUGAAAAUUAGUCACUUUUUUUGAUAAAGUUGUGGUAGUCAAUUCUGUAUUUCUGUAUCGAGAAAUAUUCCUCUGUUAUAAAUUAUUCUAGUAGUGUUUACUGUUUUGCUUGGCGAGGAUCGCGAGGAAAAACCAAAUAUCUCAGAAGAUGAGUGGUGACACAUAUGGACCCUGUUCUCAAACUCUUACGUUUCUCGAUACCGAAGAAUCGGAUCUGAUAGGACCCGAAUUCGAUUUUAACGAAUUCACGUUACCAUCGCAAAGUCAAACUCAAUAUUCGGGGCAAAUACACUUGAACGGUAAACUGAACGGAGAUGUGAAAAGUUACGGUGUAUCAGGAGUUAGCCAAAAAUUGGGCGAGCUACACUUCGACGAAGAAGAAGAUGAAGAUGCGUAUUAUAAUAAAGAGUUACCGGCAUUCGCAUGUAAAUAUUGCGCCAUUCAUGAUCCUAGCUGUGUGGCAAUGUGUAAUAUAUGUAAAAAAUGGUUUUGCAAUGGUCGCGGAAAUACUUGCGGAUCGCAUAUUGUUAACCAUUUAGUUCGAGCUAAGCAUAAGGAGGUAACUCUUCAUAAAGAUGGUCCUUUGGGAGAAACCGUCCUGGAAUGCUAUGCUUGUGGUAUGCGAAAUGCGUUCGUUUUAGGGUUCAUACCAGCUAAGGCGGAUUCUGUUGUGGUGCUACUAUGUCGACAACCUUGCGCAGCUCAAAAUUCCCUGAAAGAUAUGAGCUGGGAUCAAGAACAAUGGAAACCGUUGAUAGAAGAUCGAUGUUUCUUAUCGUGGUUGGUUAAAAUACCCGCAGAUCAAGAUCAACUUCGAGCUCGUCAAGUAACGUCAGCUCAAAUAGGUAAACUAGAAGAACUCUGGAAAGAUAACAUCGAUGCCACUGUGGCAGAUUUAGAAAAACCAGGAAUCGACGUUGAACCUCAACAAGUACUUUUAAGAUACGAAGAUGGAUAUCAAUAUCAGAAUAUUUUUGGUCCCUUGGUUAAAUUGGAAGCGGACUACGAUAAGAGGUUGAAGGAAUCCCAAACUCAGGAUAAUAUCACCGUUCGUUGGGAGGUUUUGCUGAAUAAGAAAGUAGUAGCUUACUUUAAUCUCGCUAAAACUGACGGAGAUAUGAAAUUAAUGCACGGUGAAGAGCUGAGAUUACGAUAUAUCGGAGAGGUAACCAAGCCUUGGUCUGGAGUCGGUUAUGUUAUCAAGAUACCAGAUAAUUUCGACGAUGAAGUUGGCUUAGAAAUGAAAACUAGCCAAGGAAUACCUUUCAAAUCCACCAGUAAAUUCGCGUUAGAUUUUAUCUGGAAAUCAACGUCAUUCGAUAGAAUGCAACAAGCUUUGAGGAAAUUUGCUAUUGACGACACUUCUGUAUCCGCUUAUAUUUAUCAUCGUUUGCUUGGACAUGACGUUGAUGAUGUAUUAUUCAGAUCACACGGUUCUGAAAACUAUUCAGCUCCUAAUUUACCAGAAUUGAAUCGAUCACAAGUAUACGCUGUAAAACAAGCGAUUCAAAGACCCUUAUCUUUGAUUCAAGGGCCUCCUGGUACAGGGAAAACCAUCACUUCGGCGACUAUUGCUUACCAACUGGCCAAAUUGAAUACCGGACCUGUAUUAGUUUGUGCUCCUUCAAACACAGCCGUCGAUCAGUUGACAGAGAAAAUCCAUAAGACUAAUUUAAAGGUUGUGAGAGUUAUGGCCAAAUACAGAGAAGCCAUCGAUUCACCGGUUGCUUUCUUAGCUUUGCAUAAUCAGCUCAAAAAUUUAGAUAGUAACUCCGAAUUGAAGAAGUUACAACAACUUCGAGAAGAAAGUGGCGAACUUUCGGCGGCCGAUGAAAAAAGAUACAGAGUUUUGAAGAAAUCCGCCGAACGUGAGCUACUCGAAGCUGCCGAUGUAAUUUGCUGCACCUGUGUCGCCGCCGGAGAUCCACGUCUAGCGCGUAUGAAGUUUCAUUCUAUAUUGAUCGACGAAUGUAUGCAAGCUUCCGAACCGGAGUGUAUGAUUCCAACGGUAUUGGGAUCGAAACAGCUUAUUUUAGUUGGAGAUCACUGCCAGCUUGGUCCAGUCGUUAUGUGUAAGAAAGCUUCGAGAGCUGGUCUUUGUCAAUCGUUGUUCGAACGCUUGGUUGUUCUCGGUAUCAGACCAUUCCGUUUAGAAGUUCAGUAUCGUAUGCAUCCAGAAUUAUCGCGCUUCCCGUCCAUUUUGUUCUACGAAGGAUCUAUGCAAAAUGGUGUUUGUGCUGAGGAGAGAAAACUACCGGGAAUCGAGUUCCCCUGGCCAGCUCCGGAUAAACCGAUGUUAUUCUAUGUAACUCAAGGUACUGAAGAAAUCGCCGGAUCUGGUACAUCAUAUUUGAAUCGAGCUGAAGCAUCCAGCGUUGAAAAAAUAGUCACAAGAUUCUUACGUUGCGGUGUAAAACCUGAACAGAUCGGUAUUAUAACACCGUACGAAGGACAGAGAGCAUAUUUGGUACAAUGUAUGCAGUAUCAAGGAGCACUGCACGCCCGUUUGUACCAACAGAUCGAAGUAGCCAGCGUAGACGCGUUUCAAGGUCGUGAAAAAGAUAUAAUUAUCAUGUCUUGCGUACGUUCCAACGACCAUCAGGGGAUCGGUUAUUUGAACGAUCCGCGACGGUUGAACGUUGCUUUGACCAGAGCCAAGUAUGGUCUUAUCGUGGUCGGAAAUCCUAAAGUUUUGUCCAAACAAACCUUAUGGAAUCAUUUACUCAAUUUCUACAAAGAACAGAAAGUGCUAGUGGAAGGACCGCUGAGUAAUUUGAAAGAAAGCGAUAUCCAGUUCACUAAGCCUAAACAGAUCGUGAAUUCGGCAAAUCCUUGAUCUCAUUUUAUGUCUACUACCGUCUAUGAUGCCAGAGAAUCCAUCGUACGAGAUAAUCCAACCGCACAGUCAAAACAUGUCGCAAGUACGUCUAGGUUAUUAACAUAGAAAACAAAACGCGCAAACCAACACGAAACGUCUCCAUUGGACCGUUAAUUUUCAUCGCAGAGGAACGGCUACGUAACUGUACGUAACAAAACAGAAAAAAAUGUACCUUUUAAGCGCAGUUUUACUAAAUAAAGUUACUCGUAUUUUCGGUCGAAU